Nematostella vectensis (starlet sea anemone) is the source of this 3040-nucleotide messenger RNA. RefSeq lists its product as uncharacterized. Lineage: Eukaryota; Metazoa; Cnidaria; Anthozoa; Actiniaria; Edwardsiidae. The record is from RefSeq and is a predicted model, not a curated record. Gene Ontology annotation, molecular function: oligosaccharide binding. Bases 63 to 1694 code for a protein of 543 amino acids. The transcript is spliced from 7 exons.
UCAACACUUGCCUUGGUGCUAGAAUGUUAAAUGAAAAUAAUUGAGAUGUUCGAGACGAAUUGAUGCUUUCUUGGCUUGAUUGUUUUCAAACAAUCAGGAAGAUUUGCAUUAUUGAUUGGCUGGAACUCCUAAGAAUUGAAUUCAUAGCAAACACACAAGUAUUCUCCAUGGCUUUCUUUGCAGCUUCCAAAACCAUUUUUGGUCCAAUUCUAAUCUACCAAAUAGUCGCCGCAAUUGCAGCAGAAUGUAUUCCAAAAUCAUCCAAGUUCAUCACAAGCCCCACAGGACUAGCCUUCAGUAAACCUGGGACUGUUAUCUCUCAUGGGUUUUAUUCAUCAGAAGAAAACUGCCUGAUUGCUUGCUUUCUGAAUGUAGUUUGCAUGUCCUUGAAUAUCGCCUUAAUGAGAUCUUCUGAGGGCAUUAUGUGUGAACUGUUAAACUAUGGGAUAUCGGACUUCAACAAUUACCUCAAGCCAAACGAAACUUUUAGGACGACAAUUAUCGAGAAAAUGCUGAAGGGAACUGUAUACUAUAAGCUUGUACUGCUAUCAGCGGUCGCCUGUGCAGCACAUGAUACAUGUGAAGAGCCACGACGCAGAAAUGCUUUCUUCAAGCUCAGGCACAAAGAUCGAAUGCUGAUAGAUCACGUGAUAUUAUCCCGUGACGUCACAAGUCCAACUCAUUGUUCCAUGGAGUGCUUGUCCAAUCAUCGCUGCGCUUCCUUCAACUUGAAAAAGCAGGUCGAGCCACCACAUGUGUGUGAGCUAAACAACCAAACAGCAGCCGCGACACCAAACUCUUUAGUGAAAAAGAAUGGAAGCGAUUACUAUGAUAAAGGCGAUAAUGAUGUUCCAACUGUAUGCGCCUCUUCGCCAUGCGCCAAUGGAGGAACAUGCUCUGAGUCAUGUGAUCUUGUUGGCUACCGCUGCGCAUGCCCACCAGGGUUUGGGGGAAAGGCGUGCCAAAUAUGGGAAGGAGUUAACGGCUCUAGCGCCCAGUCUCCCGGUCGCUCAUGCCUCCAGCUGAAGGAGAAAGGUUUCGCCCGAGGAGACGGGAAGUACUGGAUUCGACCAACUCUUUCUGUGCAACCGUUCAGUGUAUUCUGUGACAUGACGAUCGAUGAGGGUGGAUGGACUCAGUUGAAGAAAAUUGUUUAUCAUUCAAGCCUCUCCUCAUAUUUGAGCACAACUUCUGAUUACACUGGAAUUACAGACACUGCCCCCAUAAAUCUUCACGUCAACACUGACGGCAUUCUCCAACUCCAGAAAGACAUGGGCUUUGAUCAAAUCCGCUUCUAUUGCCACAAACAGGCAAAUAAUAAGACAUUCCACAUUAUGACAAACAAAGACGACAAUGGACGCAAGGCCGUAAGGUGUCUCAUAGAGACGGUGGACCCACGGCCAGCCGCCUGCGGAUCGUUCACUCGUCUCCAUGACGAUAACUCUAUCCUGUCUCGUAACUGUGCAAAGUGGGGAGAUACCUGUGACGGGACAAACAACUGCGACUUCUGGGGACAUACUUCUUACACUCUAAAUAUGAGGCUUUAUCUUCGAGCGCCCUGGUAUGUGGACCCACCUCCACAUGGAAUAGUUCGAACAUUCGGUUGUCAAACUGGAACUCUAGCCCUUUGGUGUGAUGAUCAUACAAAUGUUAAUCUUAUUCCUGGCGAUAAGUUUGCGAUUUACGUUAGAUAAGUUUAAGGUUCUGCCACUUUUUGGUCUUUUUAAUACUUCCUUAGGUCAGAAAAUGACUGUAGAUGGUUAGUAUUGCUAUUGACAGACGCGCGAAAUUGAAAAGUAGGAGGAUUGACAUGUGAUAUAAACUGGUUGGCUGGGGAUAGAAGCUCAUGUCAACCAGUUAGUUGCGCGCUUCGAAUCAUUAUUCACAGAUCUGUCAUGGUAGCUACGGGUGUCAUAAGUCGCACUCUACAGUGGAAAAGAUAUUUGAGACCAUGCAAUAUAAAAGAAAUCGUGCCAAAUUGUCCUAAAAUACAUGUUGCGUGUUUGCCAAGUGAGCUAGCUAUAUGGCUUAUCAAUUGCAUCAAUAAGUGCCCAAUAGCACGCAUGAGCCGGCAAUCAGUGGCGCACUUGAGCGCUGAUUUGAUAAGGUUGUAGCAGCCGUAGCCUGACCCCAAUAUUUCACAAAAAAUAUUACCAUUAGGGGCAUGGCUGUGCCCCAAAAGAUUUUCUUAAUCUCUCUUGCUUCUUGCCUCACCAAAAUGACAAAAUAUACUAUUUCUUUAAAUUGCUUGAUAUUUACAUGAUUUGCUGCCAACUUGCCUGAAGUUAAUGGAAAAGUUAUAUGUGUUUUUGUUUGAUUAGCCAACUCAUAUUGAUUAAGUAGCCUAACCGUUCGAUGAAGAAAUUUAUGAAACGGGAUAGGGGAGGAAUAGGAAUUGACCCCUAAAAAGGGCGUUGUCCCCAUCGUUUUUAAAUGGUACUUGAGUGUUGGAAAUCGAGGACCUAUUCCCGUUCUGUGAGCAUUAACUAAUGGCAGAAAAUUGGAUCUGACUUCGCGACCUUUGCAGGUUACUAAUUAUCAUUUAGUGAAACUUUUUUAGCCAGGUAGUAGUUUUAGAACAGCGAGUGCAAAAAUGGUUGGAAUGCUGUGAAUCAUUGUAACCACGUAUGAAGCUUUACAUGCGCACUAGCACAACAAGUAUUUAGUUUGAUAUCACCGUAGUCAGUAGCAACCAUGUAAAAAUUUCGUAAUUCACGGCAGUACCAGCUAGCACGCCCAGGUAGGGAGGUCGUCCCUCGUACUCCCUUUGUCAGUGCAAAUAGCGAAAGGCAGUAAGACCAAUCAAUGGUUAUGGGUAUAGGUAAUCAUUUGCAAGAAUAAGGAUGAUAAGUAAUCUUAUCGCAUACGUUAUUCACAUUUUCCAACAUUCAGUUGUAAUUUGACGAUUUAUUGAUAGCAGAACAUAUUUUAAAAUAGGUUGUACGCACAUUUUUGUAGUUGUUGUUUAUGAGGAAAGGCUUCCAGUGGGUGUAAAGGGAGGAUGUUUUCAGGAAAAUUUAAAUAAAUAUUGGAAAAUGUU